AUGCCGCCCCCGCUACCACGAGCGCUCUUCCGGGCCCCGGGCCCCGCGACACAAACCUGCCUAAAGUCAAUCAUCCACCCAAGAACAUUCCCUCAUCCCAGACUAUCCCCAGCAGCAGCAUCAUCAACACCCUCACCAACCGCCCGCAAUGCAACCCGCAAAUUCCACACCACUCGCCGCCACCGCGCCUCCGAACCAGCCCCAGACUUCGUCUCCAUAGUCGACAACCCCCCCGAGCUCGUCCGCGCAGGCCGCCGCCACGGACCAGGCCUCAUCAUCCUCGCCCUGAUCCCCAUCACAGCCUUCGUCCUCGGCACCUGGCAAGUCAAGCGCCUCGGCUGGAAAACAGACCUCAUCGCCAAAUUCGAAGACCGCCUCGUCCGCGACCCCCUCCCCCUCCCGCCCAAAAUCGACCCGGACGCCGUCGCCGACUUUGACUACCGCCGCGUCUACGCCACGGGCCACUUCCGCCACGACAAAGAGAUGCUCAUCGGCCCGCGCAUGUGGGAGGGCGAGCAGGGGUACAUGGUCGUGACGCCGCUCGAAAGGGAGGGCGAGGGCACGACGGUGCUGGUGAACCGCGGGUGGAUCAGCAAGGACAUGGCGGACCAGCGGAGGCGGCCCCACGCGCUGCCACGGGGGGAGGUCACGGUCGAGGGACUGCUGCGGGAGCCGUGGAAGAAGAACAUGUUCACGCCCGACAACAGGCCGGACCGCUGGGAGUUUUUCUUCCCCGACGUGCACCAGAUGGCGCAGCUGACGGGGAGUCAGCCCGUUUGGAUUGAGGCUACUAUAGAGCACGAGUUCUUCCGCAUCGUGGACCUCAAGUCCAAGGGCAUCCCUAUUGGAAGAGCCGCAGAGGUGAAUCUGCGGAAUAACCAUGCCCAGUAUAUCUUCACAUGGUAUGGUCUCGCAUUCGCCACUUCAAUCAUGUUGUGGAUGGUCGUCAAAAAGCCCCCAUCCGACAUCUCGCGAAAGGUGCGCAUGAAUAAGCAUUGGUAA
Messenger RNA from Colletotrichum orchidophilum, 1002 nucleotides. Its product is annotated as SURF1 family protein. Bases 1 to 1002 code for a protein of 333 amino acids. The transcript has 3 exons. Gene Ontology annotation, cellular component: membrane; mitochondrion. Lineage: Eukaryota; Fungi; Ascomycota; Sordariomycetes; Glomerellales; Glomerellaceae. The record is from RefSeq and is a predicted model, not a curated record. Gene Ontology annotation, biological process: mitochondrial respiratory chain complex IV assembly.